Messenger RNA from Cuscuta europaea, 1636 nucleotides. The record is from the annotation of a GenBank genome assembly. Lineage: Eukaryota; Viridiplantae; Streptophyta; Magnoliopsida; Solanales; Convolvulaceae.
CACGAAUACACAAAAAACUAGAUAAUGUGUACAAAAAAUGCACCCCUCAAAGCUUAAUUACUACAGCCAUUUGCAAGGCCAUUAAACGAAAAGCCCUUCCAUUAAUUAAUAACAUAAUAAAAAUACAGUAUAAAAUAGGCUACUCAAAGCUUAAAUUAGUACAGCCAUAGUGGUCUGUGAGUCUGUCCAGUAAAAGCCGUACGUCAUUGAUUCCAAUCUUUUGUGCAGCUUUUCUUGAUUAUAAAAUGGAGGGAAAUGAGACAAUAAUAUUAUCAUCACACGCCCCAACUUAGCUAGAAGAUAUAUAUACAGUCAGCAAGAAGGCAGCAGAAAAGAAGAAAUACAGAACAAUUCAAAUUACUGUAAAAUGAGCAUCUUUACCCUACUCCGACUUCUAUGGAAGGAACUACUCCGCAGACUUCUUCUAUGGAAGGAAGAAGAAGCAGAAAUGGAAGAAGAAGGAGGUGAAGAAGCAGCGAAAGUGGAGUCCAUCUUCAUAUACCCCAUCAAAUCCUGCCGUUCGAUUUCUCCUCCAGAAGCUUCCAUCACUUCCACUGGUUUCCGGUGGGAUCGUCAAUGGCUGGUGGUGAACUCAAGCGGCAGAGGGGCUACGCAAAGAGUCGACCCGAAGCUUGCUCUGGUUCAGGUGGAACUCCCGCCGGAGGCAUUCAGCCACGGCUGGAAGGCCCGAAAGGACUCGUUUCUGGAGGUAAGGGCUCCUGCAAUGAAUGUUCUGAAGGUCCCAUUGCUUGAACCUUCAACUUUGACCGAUGGUGUCGGCCUGUGGGGGUGGACUGGCGCUGCCUUGGACGAGGGAGAGGAAGCCGCGGAGUGGUUCACCAAGUUUCUUGGCCAACCUCGAAGGCUAGUGCGCUUUCACGAAGCAUCACAGAAUCGGCCUGCAGUCCCCAAAUAUGCUGCGGGCCACAAACUUAAGUUCCAAGAUGCCUAUGCGCUUCUUCUGGCAUCCCAGGAAUCACUGGAUGCUUUAAAUGAGCGGUUGGAGGAGCCUGUGCAGAUCACUAGAUUUAGACCCAACAUUGUGGUUAAUGGAUGUACAUCAUAUGCUGAAGAUUUAUGGAAAAAGGUCAAGAUAAACGGAUUAAAAUUUAACUCUACACAACUUUGUGAACGUUGCAAGGUACCCAGAAUUAAUCAAGAAACAGCAGAACUUGGCUCUGAGCCAACUCAAACAAUGAGAAAAUUCCGCUCAACCGAGAACUUGAAUCCAGAUAAAAAACCAGAUGGAAAGGUAUACUUCGGACAUUGGUUUGUUUGUGAUGAUCACAAUGCUAAAGCUAAAAGUAAAACAAUUAAAGUGGGAGAUCCAGUUUAUGUCCUCAAGAAGCUGUCCUCCUAUGAAGAUGUUGUGUUUUGAACUUCAAUGCCUUUGCCUAAUAAAUGAGAUCCAUUAUCCAUGUAGUAUGACUUCAGAUUUGCCAUUAAUAAUCUGUUUUCCCUUUGUUUUUUUUUUGUGAUUUUCCUAAAUUUGCUCUUCAGAUUUCUAUCAUGUCCGGUUACGAUGAGAGUAGGGCUAGAAAUGAAGUGAAGUAAACCAAUCUUUCAAAUUUUGAUCGUUAAAAUUUUGAUUUUUUAUACUUCACGUGGAGCAUGAUUACCUAUCAAAAGUAUGUCG